Messenger RNA from Exophiala oligosperma, 2280 nucleotides. RefSeq lists its product as uncharacterized. Lineage: Eukaryota; Fungi; Ascomycota; Eurotiomycetes; Chaetothyriales; Herpotrichiellaceae. The record is from RefSeq and is a predicted model, not a curated record. The transcript has a single exon. Gene Ontology annotation, cellular component: mitochondrion. The coding region runs from base 134 to 2224 and encodes 696 amino acids.
AUUUACACUCAUGUCUCUCGGUCGUUUCCUUUACCCUGCACUCUCCAGUCGGGUUCUUUUUGUCUUUGAAUAAUUCUACCUCAUGUAUUUCUACAACCCUGCUACAAUAGAGUCGACCUGACCGCGCCGCCCGAUGCGGCCCUUGCUGCGCUUCGAGCGCUGCGUCGUUGGCCCAAGAAACUGGGCCCAGCUCGCCUUCCGGAUCCCCCGACGUCAACAGACCUUUUGCAGAUGGACGACGCGAAAGUACAGUCUCAAAGACCCCCGACAGAGGCAGAGGCAGCGUUUCUCUUCUCCUCUCCUCGCCGCCGCCACCGCGGGCCUGUCCUCGGUGGCCUUUGUCGAGAUCAGCGAGAAUCACGAUGAUGAUACGGGAAAAACGAGCGAGAUGCAGAUGCUGGAGGUGUCCCGAAGAGAGAUCAGCAAAAAGGUCCCCGAGGACGCUCGCGGUUUACGACGGGUGUACAAGAGCAUAAUAUAUUUCCUGGACCAGUACAUCUACGAACCCCUCGCCACCGGCGUCCGCUUCCUCUACCUCGCCGUCGUCUUCGUCCCGGUUUUGGCCACCGCCCCGAUCGUGUUGGUGGGCUCGCGGAGGAAAGAUCGCGACAAUGAAAGAAGUGGCACGAUCUGGUGGUAUGGGUUUUUGGUCAGCGCGAUGGAAAGAGCCGGGCCGGCCUUCAUCAAGUUGGGUCAGUGGGCGGCUUCGAGAUCUGAUAUAUUCCCCGCCGAGAUGUGCAAAGUCAUGUCCACACUCCACUCCAACGCUCCGGCUCAUUCGCUUCACCAUACAAAAAAGACAAUCUGCGCUGCCUUCGGUGGAAGGAAGUUUGACGAAAUAUUUUUGGAGUUUGACGAAAAACCGUUGGGUGUCGGUGCCAUCGCCCAAGUGUACAGGGCGAGACUGAAGCCCGACCUGGCCAAAGCCGACAACAGCGAGCUCGAACACCACGACGGCGAACGCCUGAGCCAUCGGAUCAAGAAGAACGUCAAUGCCCUUGUCAAAUCGACGCCGCAGAGGAUACCGUCGGCAUACGUCGCCAUCAAAGUUUUGCACCCCAAAGUCGAAAGAAACGUGCGGCGUGAUCUCAAGAUCAUGGCCGUCUUCGCGUCCAUCAUCAACGCCAUCCCAACACUAGAAUGGCUGGACUUGCCGAACGAGGUGGCCAAUUUUGGCGAGAUGAUGAGAUUACAGUUGGACCUCCGGAUCGAGGCUGCUAACUUGACCAUUCUUCGCAAACAUUUCCAGAACCGCACAACCGCAUGGUUUCCUCAUCCUUACACAGACUUCACCACCCGCAAUGUGCUUGUGGAAGAAUUCGCUCAAGGGAUCCCCCUUGCGACAUUCUUAGAAUCUGGAGGUGGCGUGUUUCAGCAAGAGAUUGCAAACGAAGGCCUCGAUGCUUUCCUACAUAUGCUUUUGAUAGACAACUUUGUGCACGCCGAUUUACAUCCGGGCAAUAUCAUGGUCAACUUCUACAAACCCACACAACCCGACGUCAAGUUACCAUAUGUGUCACGACAAGAUCCAACACAGCCCUCAACAGCAACGGAGAUUGACCAGUCCGAAGCAGUUCUCUCCCGACUUCGCCCUCAUGUGGGUAAGAAGCAGGAGUGGUUGAACGCACUUGAUGAGAUCGAUAGAGAAGGCUACAGACCACAAUUGAUCUUUAUCGACACGGGACUCGUCACGGAACUCAACGCGAAGAAUCGGACCAACUUUCUCGAUCUUUUCCGAGCCAUAGCAGAAUUUGACGGCUACAGAGCAGGAAAGUUGAUGAUCGAAAGGUGUCGGCAGCCUGAUGCAGUCAUCGACGGGGAGGUGUUUGCUCUCAAGAUGCAGCAUCUCGUGUUGGCGGUCAAAGGGCAAACUUUCGCACUGGGUCACAUCAAGAUCGGCGAUGUCCUUUCCGAAGUCCUCAGCAUGGUGAGGUCACAUCAUGUCAGGAUGGAAGGUGACUUUGUCAACGUGGUCAUCUCGAUUUUGCUGCUCGAGGGCAUUGGUCGGACACUUGACCCGGACCUUGAUCUUUUCAAGAGCGCGUUGCCCAUCUUGAGACAGCUGGGUUCUUCGGAUCCUGGGGCGGUCCUUAAAAGUUUCAAGGAAGGAGACUUUUCAUUGUUGAAGAUAUGGGUCGGACUGGAAGCGAGGCGCUUCUUCCAGGCAAGUGCCGACAGUGUCGAGAUGUGUGUAAAAUACGACUUGCUCAGUCCCAACUUUUGAGAAUUAAUGAUACAGAGUACCCGUAUGAAUAUAAAUAUACAUAUAAAUACAUUAUG